Hydra vulgaris (swiftwater hydra) is the source of this 1060-nucleotide messenger RNA. RefSeq names its product universal stress protein in QAH/OAS sulfhydrylase 3'region. NCBI's taxonomy places the organism in Eukaryota, Metazoa, Cnidaria, Hydrozoa, Anthoathecata, Hydridae. The record is from RefSeq and is a predicted model, not a curated record.
AAGUGAACGUUUUAUAAUUGUAUUCGAAAAAUUUAAAACUUAUAAAAUCUUUUUGUGAUAUUUACCGCUGAUAAUAAUCAGAGAUAUCAUCGAAGUAGGAGAACUUUAAAAAAAUGUUGAAAAUCAAAAUAUAUUCAACAACAAACUUUUCAGUAAUUUUAAAACUCAAAUAAUAAGCAUCGAGGACAGAUUUAUCCUGUAAUUGUUUGGCUAAAUAAAAAAAAUGGAAUGUAGAAAAGUUCUUAUUGCAAUUGAUGGGAGCUCGUACGCAGAAAAAGCCUUUGAAUUUUACAUUGAGAACAUAUACAAAAAAGGAGACUUUCUUCUUUUGGUUCACUGUGCUACACCACCAAAGCUUCCACUCUUCAGUUUUUCAGAACCCUGUGUGUUGCCAUCGGACGAAUGGUUAAAUUCUAUUGUUAAUGAAAACAAAAAAAGUUCACAAAUUAUGGAAAAGUUUGAAGUAUUAUGUGAAUCUGCAAAAAUUCCAAAAAAAACAGUUGUUGCAACCGGUAAACCUGGUGAAGCUAUCAUAGAAGCUGCAAAUUUAGAAGGAAUAAACCUCAUAGUUAUGGGGGCGCGAGGUUUAAACGCUUUAAGACGUACGUUUAUUGGUAGUGUGAGUGAUUAUGUUCUCCAUCAUUCUAAUGUUCCUGUUACAAUAGUUCCUCCAAUCGUCUGAAACAAACGUUAUUCAAAUUUUCUUUUAAUUCUUAUAUAAUUUAUAACUUUAUAAUUAUUAUAUAGUCUAUACUGUAUAUAUUACAGGUCUAUAUUUUUUAAUAUCACUUUUAAUAUUUAAGAUAAGUUUUUCUACAUUUUUUUCUGGAAUUUCAUUGGAAUUUCUUUAUUUUAUCAUUUAUUAAUAUUUCAAGUAUUUAUCUCCUUUUAUUUUAUUUGUAUUUUUUUUUUUUUUUUUUUUUUUUUUUUUUUUUUGCAUUUUAUUGCCUUUAAUAAAUUUUUAUUUGUAAUUUAUUUGUACAAAGAGCUAGCAAAAUUUCUUAAUAAAUAGAAGAUUUUAAUUAUUUUAUGGUUUAAAGAAUAAAUCAGUGUAGAUUAA